Molecule: messenger RNA, 1017 nt
Organism: Episyrphus balteatus (marmalade hoverfly)
Lineage: Eukaryota; Metazoa; Arthropoda; Insecta; Diptera; Syrphidae
Product: copper homeostasis protein cutC homolog
Exons: 1
Coding region: 121-870 (249 amino acids)
Molecular function (GO): copper ion binding
Source: RefSeq, a predicted model, not a curated record
GUAAAUGCAAGUAAAGUACCUUGUCAAACUUCUAGACACUUUUUUUGUUUAAACAAAUUUGUAUUGUUUAUUGUAUUGUACAAUUUGUUCAACUUACAAGUUUGUAAAAUUUACAAGCAAAUGCUUGAAGUUUGUGUAGAUUCUAUAGCCUCAGCAAUAGCUGCUGCUGAAGGUGGAGCCUCUCGUCUAGAACUAUGCUCAGCAUUAAGCGAAGGAGGCCUCACACCAACAGUGGGCACUUUAAAAGCUUUAAAGUCUCUCCCAAUAAACAUUCCAAUAUUUUGUAUGCUCCGUCCUCGAAGAGGCAAUGAUUUCAUGUAUUCCAAUGCAGAAAUGGAUGCUCUUCUGUAUGAUGUGGCUCUAUUCAAGUCUCAUGGCUGUGAUGGUUUUGUCUUCGGUGCACUAGAUGAACGCAGAUGCAUUUCUGAGUGGCAAUGUAAGCAGGUUGUGCAGAUGGCCGGAAAACUGCCGGUCACUUUUCAUAGGGCUUUUGAUCUUACUGCGCCUUGUCAAAUGCAUGAAACUGUUAAUCAAAUCAAAAAUCUGGGUUUCACAAGAAUACUUACGAGUGGGUUUAAACAUUCAUGUGUUCAGGGAAUCUAUAACAUACGUGACCUCGUAAAUCAACAUGACGAUAUUAUUAUAAUGCCUGGAGCUGGAAUAUCGUCAAAUAAUCUAAAUGAGGUCCUCGUUGAAACUAAAUGCAAAGAAUUUCAUGCUUCUGCUAGGAAAAAAGUCGAUCCACCAAUUAUAACUACAACAAAUAUAUCGAUGGGUGGUGGAGAAGCUGAUUUAGAACCAUUGUUUGUAACAGAUGAAGAGAUGGUCAGAGAAUUAGUUGCCAUUGCAAAACACAAUAAAAUUGUUUGAACAAAAUAAAUUUAAAUAAUCUAAGGACAACAACUAUUAAUUGAGUGAAAGUUUUAUUAUUAAUAUUAUGCUCUUUUUCUCGCAUUAUUUAAUGUAAAAUUUUUAAAACCUUAACGAAUAGGAAUAAAAUGCUAUCUUAAUUAAAAU